AUGUACCCGAACACAUCAACACGGUUACUGGUAACUAACUUUUCCACAUUGUGCGCAGAUUUCGACGAAAUAUUUGCUGUCAAAUGCCUCAAGGAAUCUGUUGCUGAGCGCAUCCAACACUGUAUCACACAAAGUGGCGGUAGAGCGGCUAAUUUGUGUAAACAAUCCAGCCUACCAGGGCUGCAGACGCGGCUUCUUGAAGAGUGGUUGAGUAAAGAGGAUUGGAAGGGUCUGAAAAGCAGUUUCCGUGAAGUAUUCUUCGCCUCACAUAAGUCCUCAGCUGUACCUUCUCAUGAUAACUCACCCACCGACAACUUGGAGAUGGGUGAGGUGAACGUACUGUCUUUUGGGGAAGACAUCACUAUGGAGAUAGCGGAUGAGGAGGUGAGCUCCUGUUUCCCUACUCAUCUUAGAGCUUUGAAAGUUCUAGAAGAUGUUCUGAAGGACGCCUCAAGAAAAAAUAGUGCUUCAAAUUAUGACGAGGCAUUACCCACUACCAAAGAUUCUUCAUUGCUGUCAGGUUCAGAUCCCGUUCGUAGGUGGGGUAACAUGAGGAAAUAUGACAGCGCCACCCUUCUUAGCAGCGUUAGCAUAUUGAUGGAUCAGUGUCCAGAGGUGGUGUUGCAGUUAAAUAAGUGGCCUAGAUUCAUUCGUGUCCUUAUUGCAGCGGCACAAGAUAGCCCUAAGGAGGGUUUAAAGGUCACCCUGCAUUACUUUCGCCUGACAGGAGCGCGGCAACGUGGAGCGCUUCUUUUGCAACUGCUUUCUGACAUCUCACGAAAUGUGCAGCGGCCUAAGGAGCAGCUGAAGGCAUCCUCACGGUUGAAUUUCUUUCUCUCUUGCAUUCUGAGCUGCAUCGAGGAGCUUCCUGAAAAUUGGCUUGGACUGCUGGAUGACGAGGUGGGAGAACUUUUUUCGUUGUUCCUAAACAACGCAGCGCUUCCUCACAUGGAAUAUUUUUUUCACAUGGACUCUGGUGCGCUUUGGGUGCGAAAUUGGAGCCGUAGGCCCACGUUUGAACGUCUAGUGAGGCAUCAGCUUCUGAGUCCUAGAGGCUGUCAUGCGGCUCUAGCUCUGUUGCAGGGCUCAUUCCCAAAUCAGUACGCUCUUUCUUUAGUUGCUUACUUUUUACCAAUAUUGUUGCCUUCGUCGUAUGGUGUCGACGGUAGAACACUUCGUACUACUGAGCAUGAGAAUUGUUUCGAAGAUUUAAGCGCGUUGUUGAACGCAUUUAUCAGAAGCAUCAUUGAAGUACCAUUUUCCCCAGCUUCUGUCCAGUUGCUCUAUAAGUUCGCCGUUAGCUCUUGUGCGCACAGUCUGUCGCUGACUGAGCUUUGGGACUAUAUUCAAUCGAUUGUGUCGAUUAUUCAGUCACUGCUUUCUGACGAUAAGGUGAAUCGACGAGGGUCCACUGAAAAUAGGGUAUGUUGGCUUCUUUCACUCGUAGAGUGUUUUUUGCAUUCUGUAGGAGACGUCAAACUAUGCGCGGAUGUAGCCCGCAAACACCUUGUCAGGUUGAUAGGUGGAAUGAAGAGAAUAGACUCCCACACCGUCUCUGCUGCUGUGGGGUCUUUUUGGCACUCUGUUCUUGACAGGUACUGGAGGUAUGUUGUAGACCAUGUUCUUUCUGCACUUUCCAUUAAUCAAAAUGUAGUAUGUUUUCCUGUAUUCACGAUAGGUCACUUAGUUUCCAUCUCACGCGACUUGGAUGGAUGGCUUCAGAUCCGCGAAUACUUCACGCAACAUGCGGAUGCUGUAAGCUGUGUGGAUGGGGGUGUGCUCUUACGCCACAUUCUUGGGUUAUCUUCUGCUGAGGGAGAAGCAAAGCUGCCACUUCAAUUAGACGCGAGCAUAUUUGCGCUUCUCUCACGAUGGUCAACGCAUUCUACUACUCAGCAGGAGCUCCUGAACGCGGCUAGGAGGUGUUGUGAAAACUACUUUGGAUCUCCACGGAAUGAGGACCCCUUAAGCUUUUUUUUUUUGCCACCAGGUGGCCUCGAGGUACCAUCAGGUUUUCAAUACAAGGGAAGUCCCCUAGAAAAGAGUAUAUGCAAGAGCUCCGAGUGUUUGCUGGCCUUUUUCCAUUUGAGGGUGUUUUUGUUCUUGAAUCUUAUUUCCCUUGACUGGAAAAAUACUACUCAUGAACAAUGCAGCGACACUACGGAUCUCACACUACCUUUUUUCGUGGAUACGUGUUUGAACGCAUUCCUGGUUUCUUUUACGACUUCUAACAACACGGUGUACACGGACGACACACGCCUAUACUUGCUUUGCCUGGUUUCGCUUGCAUUGAUAUUUUCCUCCCAAAGUGAGGAGGCCUUGUGGCACGGUGGGUCUCCUGCUUUCCAAGGAAUGUCCCAGUUAUGCGAUGUGUUCCAGCAGCGCACCGGUGUUGACCCGCUUUUUCUUGUAGGCCGAUUCCUUGCUUUUGGCAAGGGUCGCAAACUCUUACUUUCUAUCUUCUUAUACGGCUUCAAAGCGGACCUAUCAACAGACACUAUGCAUCAUUUUCACUCUUUUGGGGACAGGGGGGCUUUGCCUAGUCAGUCGCGACACCUUCAUCAGGUGGCAGUGGGUGCUGACUACGCGCGUUUAAUUAUUGAAAAAGCAUUUCCCCAGGAGGCUAGCGGUAUCUUGGAAAAAGGAACCUUAGUUGAGUUUAUAUCUUUGUGGGUGCAGGCCUGCGGUGCAGUGGAUAAGAUGCCUAGUCCCGAUCACGUUGCUCUUUUACUCAGUAAGCGCAGUUUUACAGAGUGGCUUCGUUUUGUGGACAAACAGGAGCGCGCAGCCUGUGUCGCUCGAGCAGUGAUGGCCUAUGAUAGUUGCAAGACAUAUCGUUUUUUGAAAUCUGCGGGUGUAGAUCUGCUCCAUCUGUCAACCCUCUGCGUCACACAUUGGAUGGGUUCAUCCCGGAGUAUCAACAAAUCAAAAAGUCGAAAUCGUUUUAAAUAUUCUGUGAAAUUAUUUGUUGAUAACGGAGUUCAGCACUGGGAUGAUUUUGUCGCAACCUGCCUCAUCACACACAUUGGCUCAGUGACGCAGGAGGGGACAGAUCUAGCACAGAGGAAAUGGGAGAUUCCCUAUAGUAGCUUGAUACCACUACCCUCAUUGUUUUUUGCUGAGUUGCUCAUAAGACCCUUCACAUCACCUCAUUAA
Molecule: messenger RNA, 3156 nt
Organism: Phytomonas sp. EM1
Lineage: Eukaryota; Euglenozoa; Kinetoplastea; Trypanosomatida; Trypanosomatidae
Source: the annotation of a GenBank genome assembly